Molecule: messenger RNA, 720 nt
Organism: Cydia splendana
Lineage: Eukaryota; Metazoa; Arthropoda; Insecta; Lepidoptera; Tortricidae
Exons: 3
Coding region: 18-350 (110 amino acids)
Source: RefSeq, a predicted model, not a curated record
GGAUCCAUUUACACAAAAUGGGUGUUCUCAGGAUCUCGUGCCUAUUGCUGAUGGUGUGUCUUAUAGGGAACGUGACGGGUUUGCUGUGGCCUUCUUCGACUGAUUCAGGGUUAGAUGGAGUUAGGAAAGCUUCACGAUGGAACAUGCCCUGGCUGGGUAUCGGCAUGUGGUGCAACGGCUGCCCUCCGAAGAGCUGCGAGGACGAUGACGCCAUCAUACACGGGUUCUGCUGCGGCUGCGCUUAUUCUUUAGACAAACUACCAGUGCUGUGUCCCGAGUUCCUCCAGUGCCCGCUGAACCUGCACGGACUCUGUCACGACUACGAAUACAUGAUGAGGUGCUGCUGCUAGCAGUGGCGUAGCUAUAGGCGUGGGCGAAGUGGGCCGUCGCCCACGGCCUCGCGCGAGGCCCCUUCAGUCGGGCCCAUAGAAGAAAAGGGCCUCUCAGAUGCGACUUCGCCCACGGCUAGAUUAGUUCACGCUACGCCACUGGGCGUAGGCACGGGGAGUAGAGACAGGCGUUUUCAUAUUUUUGAGCACCUCGGCCGCUCCGAUAUAUCUGAUGGCGACUGUACCUAAUCGAGUAAUCGCCAUCUGAGCCGAUUGAUUGUUUCGAGACACAGUUUUUUCUUAACCUUUUGAACCACGUUCUACAGAACGCACGUACCUGCACAUAAAAUCAAAUACCAAUGUACCUAAAUGUAUGUUAAAAUUUUAUAAU